GCUUGUAAAUCGCCUGAAAAGUGACGCAUAUAUUUUAGUUGGUAGUGAGUCGUGUGUCACGCGAUAGUACUGUGACACUUUUUUGUUGACUUCCAGUUCUCUUUUCUCAAAGUACCAAUUGAAGACGAGGACCAAGUUAACAUUUGGGACAAACCGGGAAAUUGAGACCGCGGAGAGGUCUGCGAUGCGUCCCUGUUUCUAAAAGGUCUUGUCGAAGUUUUUGGCAAGAGUUCUGUUUCUGUCAAGAGAAUCAAUGGCAGGCAGCAGGGAUGCUCAUGAAAACACCCCGCUUUUGGAUUCGGACACCAGACCGCCUGUCCCCUCAGUCUUCCAGGGAAGGAGACUCGCAUGUGCAGCCGUCCUGCUGGCUGAAUCGCUGGAAAGAAUAGCAUUUUACGGCAUCACGUCUAAUUUAGUGCUCUUUCUCAAUGGCAGUCCUUUUUAUUGGGAGGGUACCAAGGCCAGCCAGGCUCCCCUGAUGUUCAUGGGAAUAACCUACCUGAUUUCCCCCUUUGGAGGCUGGCUGGCAGACGCAUACCUCGGAAAAUUUGUGACAAUCGCCUCAAGUUUGGUUCUGUAUUUUAUUGGUAUGAUUUUUUUCCCAUUUAUUGCAAACGAAGACACCAGGAUACACCUGUGUGGGGAGGAGAGUGCCUUCCCCGUGCAACCCGCUGAGUGCUCAAACAGCACCCCACCAAAAAAUGUAACCUGUCUUUACCGUGAUCCAUACUGUGGCCCACUAAUCUACACUGGACUUCUUCUGAUUGCACUGGGUGUGGGAACACUGAAGUCCAACAUCACUCCAUUUGGGGCAGAUCAGGUUAAAGACAGAGGACCCGAGGCCACGCGGCGAUUUUUCAACUGGUUCUACUGGUGCAUCAACCUUGGAGCCAUACUGUCUCUGGGAUUUGUGGCCUACAUCCAGCAAAAUUUCAGCUUUGAACUCGGCUACAUCAUCCCCACUGUGUGCCUCGGGGUGUCCUUCCUUGUCUUUUUCUUGGGGCGUACUGUUUUCAUCACCAAGCCUGCUGACGGAAGUGCCUUUUCAGACAUGUUCAAGAUCCUUGGCUAUGCCUGCUGUUCAAAGAAACCAAAGGAGCCCCACUUGCUUCGUGACAAACCAACGCUGCUCGACAGUGCAAAAGUGACCUACGGGGGGAAAUUUCCAGAGGAAAAAGUGGAGGAAGUUAAAGCACUGUUGAAAACUCUUCCAGUUUUCUUUGCGCUCAUCCCAUACUGGACUGUGUACUUCCAGAUGCAGACAACAUAUGUCCUGCAGGGCCUCCAUCUAAGGAUUCCUGGUACAUCCUCAAACAUUACUACUGAGUCCCAUCAGAUGACGUUCCAGUUCCCGGCUGCGUGGCUCACUAUGUUUGAUGCAGUGCUCAUCCUCAUGCUGAUUCCUCUGAAAGACAAAGUGGUGGACCCUGUCCUGAAACGCCGCGGCCUGCUGCCCUCUUCUCUAAAGAGGAUUGCAGUGGGGAUGUUCUUUGUCAUGUGUUCAGCAGUGGCAGCAGGUAUUCUGGAGACCAAGCGCCUGGAGAUUGUCAAAUCAAAUGGUACCAUUAACCAGGUGCUUGGCAACGUUAUCUACUACGUCGCAGAUUUACCCAUAUGGUGGCAAGUGCCUCAAUAUGUGCUGAUAGGAAUCAGCGAAAUCUUUGCCAGCAUUGCAGGUCUAGAGUUUGCAUAUUCUGCAGCCCCCAAGUCCAUGCAGAGUGCCAUCAUGGGGCUCUUCUUUUUCUUCUCUGGGAUUGGCUCCUUCGUAGGCUCUGGUCUUUUGGCUAUUGUCUCCCUAAAGGCCAUUGGCUGGAUGUCAUCACAAAAAGACUUUGGCAAUAUAAAUGACUGCUCUCUGCACUAUUACUUCUUCCUUCUGGCGGGGAUCCAGGGUGUCACCUUGCUGGUCUUCCUGAUCAUCUCUGUCAAGUAUGACAAGCAGAGGGGCAAAGCAGCUGGCCAGCCCCAGAGACGCGCCUCUUCUUAACCCCCACCCACCCACUGCACCCGACAUCCCACUGACCCCAGUCAUAAAUGCCCUCCUUUUCUCUCCUCAGUGCCCACAAACGCUUUUCAGUGGUACUUACAGGAAGUAGUUUAUGUAGUCCAGUGUUAUUUAUUUUUAUGAUUUUUUUUUCUUCUUCUUAAACAGAAAUGGGUUUACAUCACUGACUGAAAAGCUACACCCGACAGUAUGGAGAGCCAUGCAGGAGCAGUGUUUAAAUCCUUUCUGCUGUGCUUCCCUCCUGCUGUGUGUUUGAUCUGGCUGCCUUUUUUGUGGAUCAUUUGCACACAACUCAAGGAGUACUGCCAUAUGAGUUUGACAGAUGUCUUUUUUUUUAAUUAUGACAAUGCUUCCUUUGUUUUUUUGGAGUUCUGAGAGACGUAUUUAAAAUCAUAUCUUAAUGAAAUUACUGUUAAUAAUGAUUUUUGUGUUUCAAAGAUAAGUAAUGAUUAUUUAGCGUUCAUUAUUUUUCUGACAACCUGAGCUCAUUUUACCUCGCACAUGUACUGAAGUUUGUGUUGAGAUCAUCUUCUUUUACAGUAUUGUUUGACACACUAUUCUGAAGGUGCCUUUUUGUAAAUGUAAGGAUUUUAGCCACCCAAACCCCAUAUUUUUAUGAAGUAUGAAAUAUUUAAAAUGUUGUCUUUUACUGAAAAGCAUCGAUGAGUCUGAUGUGAUCUGAAUUACAGGCGUCAAAUAAUGCCGCACAUCACUCCAGGUUUUGGUGUGUCCAGGCGUAGAUCUCUUCCGAAUCCAUCGUCUAGUCGCAUCUAAUAUUGAGAGAAUAAUCUGUCGUGUUUGUUUUCUUCUGCCUGUGAUUACAGUCCACACUGCAAAGCCGCAUAAAGCCUUCUCAUAACUCCACCAUGAAUCCACAGACAGUGCCUGACAUAAAAUGGGAUUUUCUUUUUUUGCUUAUGUUAACACGGCUACUUUGCAGAAUUUUACAUUGCAGGUCAAACCACAAAAUGAUUUCCCUUGAUGACAAACAUGUCAAAAUGACCACUUACAAAACCGGAACCUAAGAACAUGAGAUAUUAAUGUUUGGAUUUGUUGUAAGAUUGUAACAAAACAAAACAAAGGACAAAACGUCUGCAUUAUGAGGGUUUCAUCUGUGGCCACACAGAUGAAAUGUGGCCACAAAUGUGGCUUCAUUUGCUUUUAUUCUAUAAAAGACUAAAGUGUGCUUGUUUUUGUGUGUGAUUCAUGUGAUAUCGAAGUCAAACUGUUGGGAAAGCAUGUGCUUUUGUUUGCUUUUGGGGUUUAAAGAAAAACGUUUGCUGAUAAAGAGUAACUGUGGGGAAAAUAAAAUUGCCUCCAGGACUUAGGACAGAGUUUAUCAUGUGGCGUUUGUAAAGUGAUCUGAAUACUUUUAAGAUAAUAAAUUGCUUUUUUAUGCUUCUUUUUUUAUUUUUUCCCCAAAAUAUUUGUGACUUUUAUUUGAGUUAUGCCUGCUGAGGAUUUAGAACUGGAGAGUUUGUUUGUACUCCUCUAAAGACUGUAUUGGGGAUAAGUUUUGUUAAUACAUGACAUUGCUUAAAAAAUAAAGUACAGAGACAAAAA
Messenger RNA from Oryzias latipes (Japanese medaka), 3568 nucleotides. It is a transcript of the gene slc15a4, whose product is annotated as solute carrier family 15 member 4. NCBI's taxonomy places the organism in Eukaryota, Metazoa, Chordata, Actinopteri, Beloniformes, Adrianichthyidae. Gene Ontology annotation, molecular function: transmembrane transporter activity. Gene Ontology annotation, cellular component: membrane. Gene Ontology annotation, biological process: oligopeptide transport; transmembrane transport. The record is from RefSeq and is a predicted model, not a curated record.